Messenger RNA from Clavispora lusitaniae ATCC 42720, 873 nucleotides. RefSeq names its product lysophosphatidic acid acyltransferase. NCBI's taxonomy places the organism in Eukaryota, Fungi, Ascomycota, Pichiomycetes, Serinales, Metschnikowiaceae. The record is from RefSeq and is a predicted model, not a curated record.
AUGGAGAAAUUCAGUACUUGGAGAGAUAAGGGGCCCGGGAUUUCACCCUUCAUGCCCCCUGAGAGUGCUGAGUCUUUUGCAUUCAAGUUCAUCGUUUCUCCUGUGUUGGUAUGCGUGAAAGCUCCCCUUUUCGUGCUUCUUUAUUUGGCUACAUACAUCGCUCCCAAACCUGCUAUAAAGUUGGCAUUUUCAUGGUUACUAGGUAUCAAGGACAUUGACUUGCUGGUGGAGGGCAUAAGAAAGACUAAAACAGAGGAAAUUAACCGCCAUAAACCUCAGUUGAACGAUGUCGUUAUCGUGAAUCUGAUUUCCCCACUUGACGUGUUCAUUUUGUUUGUGGUCUCUGCUGUCAAUUCUCUCAGACAAAUUGUGGUUGUUGUCUCUAGCCCCGAUGGAUUAAUGAGGUUCUCCGUCUGGGAAUAUGUUUCCUUUAUGUUUUCAGACUUGGAUAGUCGCUUUCCAAAAGAUAAUAAGUUGUCCUCGUUUAAAGAACUAGAGGGAAAGAUGGUAAUUUUCUUCCCAGAGGGUACAUCAACAAACAAUAAGGCUAUUCUUCCAUUCAUUCAAAUACCAGAAUCUUUUUUGUCUAUCCCUGGGUUUUCGUAUAAGACCAUCGUGUUGAGGAUGUAUCCCAACAUUUUGACUCUCCCCGUCCCACACAUGACAAAGUCCCAAUACAUAAGAAAGCUGCUUUCCCAGAGGGAGAAAACAUUCGUCAAGGUCAGGAUUGUACCAAACGAAAAGGCCUCCUUAAACGCUUCCAAGGUCAUCUUUGCUGAAAAUGGUCUCAACACAGUGCAGUUGGGACUCAAGGAAAAGAAAGAUUUUUUUACCUUCUAUCGAAGCUACACUGUUUCGAAGUUAACCAAGUGA